AAACCAAAGCAUUCAUCGAAUUUAGGCGCUUUUGCCCGCAAUUCGUUGUCGGAUAUUUCUGAGCCCUUUCGGUUCCGUAGCCGCAGGCAGCCGCGUCUCCUCCCGACCGCGAAUCGCUCGAGGAUCCAGCGCCUUCUUCCCCCGUUCUUCCAGUUAGGACUUAGGGCUCCUCGCGUCUCCCCCAAUCUCUCCGCCUCCCUGAUCUAGCGAGGUUUCUGGUCUUCGAGUCGAUUGAUCGAUCCGACGCCGUCCCGCCGGAGCUAAACUAUCCGCAUUCUAACGCCGCCAUGGCUGCAAAGCUUCUGGCCAACUUGAUAGUUAUGGGUUCUGGGAUAUUGGGAAGAGCGGUUUUACAAGCAUAUCGCAAGGCACUAGAAAAUGCAAAUAAAACUGGUGUUGCACAUGAAGCUGUCCAAAAUAUACGCAGAGCUAGUAAAGCCAUGACUGAACAGGAAGCUAGGCAGAUAUUAGGAAUCAGUGAGCAGUCAACCUGGGAAGAGAUUGUGCAGAGGUAUGAUAUCUUGUUUGAGAGGAAUGCCAAACAUGGAAGCUUUUACCUGCAGUCAAAGGUUCACCGGGCCAAGGAAUGUUUAGAAGCUAUAUACCAACAGAAGGGCGAUGGAAAACUUUGAACACCCUAACCUCCCCCUCGUCUGGAUGCAGAUGUUUCUGCAGUUAAUUUGUACAAUCUUAUAUUUUUUUAUAUCUACCGAGUUAUGAAGGUGUUGGGAAAUGUGUUUUUGAUUUGGAUGUCAUUUUUCACUAGGAAUGCAGCGUUUUACCCUUUUUUUUCUCUUUACUUUUGUUUUAAAUUAUCAUCUCAAGUCCUAUAUAUAGAAACUUCAGUCUUUGAGGGACUUUUUCCCUUAUGCUGAAAGCUUGCAUUAAUCAUAUCCAAAUUGCAAAUUUCUCAGCA
Elaeis guineensis (African oil palm) is the source of this 916-nucleotide messenger RNA. Its product is annotated as mitochondrial import inner membrane translocase subunit PAM16 like 2. Gene Ontology annotation, cellular component: TIM23 mitochondrial import inner membrane translocase complex. Gene Ontology annotation, biological process: protein import into mitochondrial matrix. Lineage: Eukaryota; Viridiplantae; Streptophyta; Magnoliopsida; Arecales; Arecaceae. The record is from RefSeq and is a predicted model, not a curated record.